AUGAAGUUUGUGGACUUUGUUCGUAUCAAAGCAAUAGCAGGAGACGGUGGAGAUGGCUGUGUCUCGUUCCUUCGAGAAAAGUUCUUACCCAAGGGCCCACCAAACGGUGGCAACGGUGGUCCAGGCGGAAACGUGGUAAUCCGCGCUACUCGAGAUGAAACUAGUUUGAAGCAUGUUGGUCAUGUGUGUAAAGCAAAAAAAGGGCAAAACGGAGCAGGUGGCGGGCGAAACGGUAAUGUAGGAGAUCAUCUCGUUCUUAAUGUGCCUAUUGGUACUGUAGUUCGUGAAAUUGAAGUAGAAGAAGAACCAAGAAAAAUGAUAACAAAAGAAGAGAUACAAGCAGAGAAGGAAGCUCGUUGGGUGCUGUAUCCACGAGCUGAGGAUAUUCAGGUGCCUGAAGGGAAGCCUAAUUUCUUCAAACAAGCACAACGCAUGAUGGAUGAAGAAGACCGUUAUUACCGUUGGCGGCAACGCACGAAGAAAGGAGAACCCAUCCAUAUCGAUUUGACGGAAGAGAAUCAGCAAGUAGUGCUUUGCCGCGGUGGCGUUGGCGGACAUGGCAAUCCCUAUUUCUUAACGAGUGAUAAUCGCUCACCAAAAUGGGCUACACGAGGUCGUGCUGGUGAAAUCCGUGAAUUCGAAUUGGAAGUGAAAACUAUUGCUGAUAUUGGGCUUGUAGGGCUACCGAAUGCAGGCAAAUCAACCCUAUUGGGUGCUAUUUCGAAUGCCCAUCCAAAACAAGCAGACUAUUCGUUCACAACUCUUCAUCCUUACGUGGGAACAGUUGAUUAUGCGGAUCAAUAUCAAUUAACUGUAGCAGAUAUACCUGGGCUUAUAUCAGGUGCUCAUCGCAACAUUGGUUUAGGACAUUCAUUUUUGCGACAUGUCGAAAGAGCUAAAAUCUUAGUGUAUGUAAUUGAUAUCAGCAGAUCCUCGCCUAUCGAUGAUUUGAAAACGUUACAAUAUGAGUUAAAUGCUUAUAAAUCGGGACUGACAGACCGACAAUCCCUAAUUGUUGCGAAUAAGGCUGACAAAGUUGGUACAGCAAAAAAUAAUCUUGAACAGCUUCAAGCACACGUUAAAGGAUCUAUUCCUAUUGUACCAGUAUCGGCAAGAUAUGAAAAGAAUGUACUCAAGCUAACAUCUGUGUUACGUAAAGAAGUUGAACGCAUUAGAGCGAUAGAAAUCGAAGAAGCAAGAAAGCUAGAAGAAGCUAAAGAAGAUGAUGAAUUGGUAUAA
Messenger RNA from Mycotypha africana, 1239 nucleotides. Its product is annotated as obg family GTPase CgtA. Gene Ontology annotation, molecular function: GTP binding; GTPase activity; magnesium ion binding. Gene Ontology annotation, cellular component: mitochondrion. The coding region runs from base 1 to 1239 and encodes 412 amino acids. The transcript has a single exon. Lineage: Eukaryota; Fungi; Mucoromycota; Mucoromycetes; Mucorales; Mycotyphaceae. The record is from RefSeq and is a predicted model, not a curated record.